Messenger RNA from Trichoderma aggressivum f. europaeum, 1233 nucleotides. RefSeq lists its product as uncharacterized. The transcript is spliced from 2 exons. The record is from RefSeq and is a predicted model, not a curated record. The coding region runs from base 1 to 1233 and encodes 410 amino acids. Gene Ontology annotation, molecular function: FAD binding. Lineage: Eukaryota; Fungi; Ascomycota; Sordariomycetes; Hypocreales; Hypocreaceae.
AUGACCGCCAGCAAUAAACCCGUCCUCAUCAUUGGCGCUGGUGUCGUGGGCUUGACCCUGGCACAUGGCCUCAAGAACGCCAACAUUCCGUUUGAAAUCUACGAGCGCGACGAGAACAUCGAUGCCCGCGGGCAAGGAUAUGCCAUCACCUUACACUGGGUGUUGGACUAUCUGAAACAAGUUCUUGACCGAGAGACCUUUGACGCCAUAGACGGCGUCCAGGUUGAUCCAGAGGUCGGCCGCCACGACAGCGGCAACUUCAUGUUCAUCAACCUCGAGACAAAGGAAGCCAAAUUCAAGAUCCCGCCCAACCACCGCCGCCGCGUGAACCGCGAGAAGCUGCGCAAGGUGCUGCUCAAGGGCGUCGCGGACAAGGUCCACUGGAACAAGAAGUUGGCAGACAUUCAAGUAUCUAGCAAUGUCGGCGACGGGGUCACGGCCGUCUUCGCAGACGGGACUGAGGCUCAGGGGAGGAUGCUCGUCGGCGCCGAGGGCAGCAACUCUCAGACAAGAAGGUUCCUCGUGCCAGACGCCCACCAGAACUACCUGCUGCCCGUCAAGAUGAUUGGCGCUUCCGCCGACUUCACCCCCGAGCAGGUCGCGCCGCUGCGAAACAUCGACCCGCUGCUCUUCCAGGGCAGCCACCCGGCGACGGGCGUCUUUCUCUGGAUCUCCAUGCUCGAGACCCCCGAAGUAAACGGCACGGCGGGCACUGCCAACGAACGCUUCCGCGUUCAGGUCAUGCUCUCGUGGAUGGACAAGGACAGGGACGAAGCCAUCCCAGAAGCAAACCAGGACCGCAUCGCCCUGAUGAAGCGCCUGGUUGACGGCUUCCACCCGGAUCUCUACGACACCAUACAGGCCAUUCCGGAAUCCUCGUCCACCCUCCACCUCAUCCUGCAAGACUGGCCCUGCCAAGACUGGAGCAACCACGACGGCCGGGUCACUCUAGUUGGCGACGCCGCACACGCCAUGGUCAUGUAUCGCGGCGAGGCUGGCAACCACGGCAUUCUUGACGCCUGGCAUCUUCUGGGCGCGAUCAAAGCGGUGUAUGCUGGUGACAAGACUGAGGCCACGGCCGUGGCUGGAUAUGAGGCGGAAAUGAAGGAGAGGACCAAGCCUGCUGUAUUGUUGAGUCGACAGGCGUGUUUGGAUGCGCACGACUUUGACGGCUUGAAUAGCGACUCGGCGGUGCUCAAGGUGAGAGCCAUCAAGGCGGCCGCCAAGGCGUAA